Striga asiatica is the source of this 2685-nucleotide messenger RNA. NCBI's taxonomy places the organism in Eukaryota, Viridiplantae, Streptophyta, Magnoliopsida, Lamiales, Orobanchaceae. The record is from the annotation of a GenBank genome assembly.
UCCAAAAAUAAAUUUUGUAAAUCUAAAUUGUCCAACUAUUUAUUACCAUUUCACUAAAAAUGGGUUGAAUAUCUUGAAGAUGAAGGCCUCAGAAAAUUUUUACUCACCCAAAAAUAGAGACAUCAAAGGAGAAUAGGAGGAUAGAGAAGCAUAGAUGCGAGUGGCCGCUAACAAAAUAUAGUCAUUGCAAGGUUGAAUCCCAAUAUAAUAAACCCAAUAACUUACCGUUUACGUGCAGGAAAGAAUAACUCAGUGCUGAUAAAUUUUUGUAUUUUUGAGAUAGUUGAUAUUCAGAAGAAGUUCUUCACUGGAUUGAUUGCAAUCUUGCCGGGUGAAUAAAUGAUUUCCUGGUUUUUCUCGUUGUAUGACCGAGAAGGCAAUGCUUAUUAUGCUACAUUUUCUGCUUCUUAUUUCGCAUUGUGUUUGAGUUUGGCUGCUGGCUUGUCUGAAGGGUCUCCAGCUGGAAUGUCUCCCCUGUGUACUGAUGAUGGAUAAACAGCACUUUGUCCAUUACAAAAUAAAGGGUCACAUUCUUGAAAUUUUGAAAUGUGCAUCAAAAUACAAUGUCGAUCUUGAUAAACUUUAGUGAAGAAAUAACUUUGGUUCUUUACUUCACCUAAUUCACUCUUCCAAUAACCCUGCGUAGUUUGUGCUUUGAGUCGUAAACUUUUAGAAGAAACAAAAACCGAUUAAGUGCUAAUUUUAGGCACAUGGGUCUGCCUCAAAUUUCCUCAGGAAAUUUAUCUGAAGAAGUCUCAGCAUCCACAUUGAUGAUGCAUGUACCCUCUCAGUUUGCUGGGCCGAGAGAAUGGCAUGCACAAGAAUCCGAUUUAAUCAGUUUGCAUAAGGAUAGUGUUGGAAAUAUGCAUAAAUUGAGAAUUGACUCCAUAGGCACAAACCACUUUUCGGCUCAUCAUGGUGUGAAUAACGUUCACACUCCCGUUUCAAGAAUUGUGGGUUUCGAGCCAAACGAGGGCCAAAACAAACAACCCAACAGCCUGUCUUUUGGAAAUGGCACAUCGAACGAGAAUUCAAGUUCAUUCGUCAGAAAACGACUGUUGUCUCCUUUGAAUGGCAUGUUGUUGCUAGACGAGUUUAGAGGCGAACCUCUUGAAAUUGGGAACUUGUUAAACCAUAGUAGUUUAGGUUCGAAUCUGAAAGAGUGUAAAAAGGCUCACAUUGGAACCAAUUUGCAUCUAACCACAGACGGACCUUUGUUCGAUAAUGGCUCAGCGUUUUACGGUAUGGCGUGCUGUAGUGGAACACUUCAGCCCUCCCUGAAUAAUAAUAAUAGCUCAGGAAAUAUAUUAUUAUUACGGGACACAGUUGUUUCGCCACCACUGUCUCUAUCUCCUCUUGGGCCGAGAUUUUGUGGGAGGACAAGAGAUUAUAGAGAACUUGAGUUUGACGAGAGUAUAACUUUUAAGGAUGUGGAGAGAUCCCUGGAGGUGACUGUUUCAGGCUUGCUUUCUUCUUGUGAAGUCGAAAAUGGAGUCAUUUUAAGGAAAGGACUUGAGGAUGAGAAUUUCCCGACGAACUUGGAUCAGUUGAUAUCCGUUCAAGGUCAUAAUCCAACACUUACGAGCCAAAGUGUCAAAUUAGGCAGAUCUUUGAGUGGAUUAUCUGUUAGAAGGUCUUUAGUUGGUUCGUUUGAGGAGUCACUGUUAUCUGGUAGAUUAGCUUCAGGGAUAGUCAGCCAGAAAAUCGAUGGUUUCUUGGCUGUGUUGAAUAUCACUGGAGGAAAAUUUGCACCUCACCCACAGAAGCUUCCAUUUACCGUAACGAGUGUGGAUGGUGAUAAUUGCUUAUUGUACUACUCGUCUAUAGAUUUGUCCAGAAGCGUGUCUUCAAACAAAUGUGAAGGUCCAAAAUUAAAGAGAAGUCUCAGUGUUAACGGCUCCUCGGACGAGAAAGGCCGUCUUAGAAUACCUAUGAAAGGGCGGCUGCAAUUGAUCCUAAGCAAUCCCGAAAGAACACCAAUCCACACUUUCUUUUGCAACUAUGAUUUGACUGAUAUGCCAGCUGGUACAAAGACCUUUCUUCGCCAAAGGGCCACUUUAGGUGGACACAAAGAUUCUUGUGCAAGAAACAAUGAGUCCCCACUUUCAACAUCACAUGAAACUUUAUGUUCUGAUAGUAAUGGUACAAACGGCAUCACAUUCAAUCUAAAAGAAGGUAACUCCAUAAAUUUCCCGUCCAAGGUUAACAAGAGCACCACAGGUUCAGGUGUUCUACGUUAUGCCCUUCACCUCCGCUUUGUGUGCCCACACAGCAAAAGGUGCUCAAAAACGGGCCUAAAGUACCAAUCGGGCCCGAACUCUAUGCCUUCAAAUAACAACAUAGAUUGUGAAGAUCGACGCCGUUUUUACUUGUAUAAUGACAUGAGAGUGGUUUUCCCUCAGCGCCAUUCAGAUUCAGACGAAGGCAAGAUGCAAGUGGAAUAUGAUUACCCUUCGAACCCUAAGUAUUUCGACAUAAGCCAAUAACAGAGAAGAUGUUCGGUUAGAUGAUUCACUAGUUCAGUUCAUCCGUACAUAUCUGUACUUAUAUUCCUUAAGAUGCUUUACAGAUGGGUCAUCUCGACCUGUACGUGUAAAUUUAUGUGAAUACACAGUUAUUCGGCAAAUUGUAGAAUUGACAUUUGUUUCGUCAUAAAAUAAAAUACCCAUUCAAUUAAUUAGUAAG